This is a messenger RNA of Aspergillus uvarum CBS 121591, 2696 nucleotides long. RefSeq lists its product as uncharacterized. The record is from RefSeq and is a predicted model, not a curated record. The coding region runs from base 1 to 2529 and encodes 842 amino acids. The transcript has a single exon. NCBI's taxonomy places the organism in Eukaryota, Fungi, Ascomycota, Eurotiomycetes, Eurotiales, Aspergillaceae.
AUGCCUAUCAACUUCAUGACAAGCAGUUAUCUGCAAUACAAAUCUGACACCGACACCGUAGCAACAUGGCUAGUUGCUACUGCUAAAAGCUGUGGCUUCCCUGUGGAUACACUCGGGGCUUCAGCCAAUACAACCUCUCCACCCUCGACUGAGCCCACCGGUCCUUCCAAACGUCUUAAAGGCAAGGCGAGAAAGUUAGCUCGCGAGGCUGCCACCAAAGCCGCAUCCAGUGGCUCACAUUCCACAACAUCCCAAAAUGCUAAACACAUUCUCGCCUUGAAAGACUUCGUUGACCUGGCCGAAUACAUCACUGCAUCAACCAAGCCGGUGGUUCGCGUGCCAGCAAGCUUCGUGACGGUCCUUGACCGAGCCAUCUCAGUGCGACGCGAACAUGGCAACAAGGCCCGGGCGAAGCGUCCAACAAGCCUCGAAGCGCGAGAAUCAUCUGACCGACACGAGUAUUUCAUAGGCAUCCUAGAGCAUGUUCGGCAGGCUCUGCAGCCUCGGAUAUCAGGUGAAAAUAUAGAAGACCCGUUGACCGAUAACUCCCUAAAUCACAGGGCCGACAACCUGGCGAACCGGUUCGAAGGCUUGGAAGUUCAUGAGCCGUCCGACGCGUUCUUGCAGGCACCUGAUGUUACCAUUCCCGCCCCCGCAGCCGGAAAGUCGGAGGUCAACUAUGAAGCCGAGCGCCUCAGAGACUACGAAGAAGUGUUCUUCGCAUUUAGCCUCUUACUUCAGGACCUGAGAAAUAUCCGAGCCGUCAUCGCACGGACCUGGAAGGAGUACAAACUUCGUACGUUUGACCUGGUGGCGGUGUCCCUUAUGACGAACUGUGCCAUCGACUUCGCCCGACACCUGGAGGAGGAAAUUCAGGCCCUUCUGAACGAACACGGAGGGUCGACCGCGCUGUUGGUCGGACUCUACGAGGGGAUCUGUGACAUGGUCGGCGACGAUCCGACGCACCGCGAGCGGCCCGGAGACCCUUUAAACUUCCGCACCUACCACAUUGCCGAGUCACUAUUCAUACCGGCUUAUGUCUCCCUGAACUCAUUCCAUCCGCUCGUUGACGGACAGAGCUUUCUCCCAUGCAGAGAAAAGUCCUUUGCCACCUGCGACCGGGCGAGCGAUUGGGCGCAGAAAAGUGCGAGGGACAAAUUCGAGGAGGACAACAGGGUGAUGUCCGAGGUACUCUCCGAAUUCGUGUAUCUACAUCUCCUCCUACCGCAGCCGGAGCCACACGAGGACGAGAUCACGCGGGGGAUACGCAAGAUGCUCGACACGCACCAGAUUCCCCUCUGGCUGGUGUUCGCGAGCCAAAUCUUCCUUGACAUUCACCAUUGCCUUGAGGGGGAUGUGGUGAAUGGGUUUGCGGAUCUCACCAACACCGCCAAAUGCAUCCAGAGCUCUAUCGAGCUGAACCAGGAGUUUUUCGCCGAUCUCCGCAUCGUAACGUGGCCUGAGCAAUAUGACGCACGGAUCCAGCGAUUUCUCGAGUUCCUUACCGCGUGGGUGGAUUCUGACUUCACGCAGCCCGCAAAGGAGAGGCAUCAGGUCUGGAGGCCAUCGGAUAGCUUCAAGCUCAUGAAGUGGCACCCGCUGUUCUGUGGGAUUCUGACCUACUAUGUCAAGGCCCGCUUCCAGGACUUCGCCAUGGCUUUUCAGGGCACAUGGGGGGCGAUUAUGUACACCGCCCACCUGUACAACGCCCUGCAGCAGGAAGGCUUACUGACGAGACAUUGGGCGGACAUGGAACUUGUCCUAAGCUGGCAUAAAGAGAUUUUCGUCGGCGCCCCGCCCUGUCAGCGACCUGACUUUCUAAAGCAGUACAGUCUCUGCAUCGGCUGCUCUGCGGCAGCGUUCGCUCGCAACCGACGAGAUAGCGCUAGACUACCCGAAUCAAAGGCGGGGCCAAGGCGCAUGAAGCCUGUCGCUCCCGUCUCGCGGAUGUUCUUCAGUCGACACUGCGAAGGACUGGCACCGAGUGGAUUCAGCGGAUCGGACCUCGAGACAAUUCUCUCCAGGUCCGCUAUGGGGAAGAAGGACGAACAACAGGAUGGAUCCUGUUCAACGCAGCGUGGCACCCGGUCCGGCAGAAGCAAACCGCCUACCAAGAGGCGCUCCGCUCGACAACUAACCAUCGUCGAAUUACUCGAGACCUUGCGAGACACUGUUCACAACGAAGCGCCGGAAUUCACAUUCGAUUAUCUGGCAUUGCACAGAAACUGCUGGAGGUUACUUCGUAUGGUCCGGGACAUGUGCGAUCCCCAUCUGCGCAGGGUACAUGGGGCUGACUACCUCGAGGAUGAGACCGAGCUGCCGUUCCUCGUUGGCUACUUGUUCAUGGCUGCUGCGGGGACAGACGCACUGGGCAAUACCCUAGCCGAAAAGGACGAGGUAGUCAGCGGCCAAAUGAUGACGUGCGCCGCCACUGUGGUUGAGGGUAUGAUCGAGUCGGAGGCUGGAUUGCUGGCCGUGAAGCUUCUUGGCCAGCAGGGCUAUCAGAUCGAGUUUGAGGAGAAAGAAUAGGUGCUCGCCACGCUCUAGGAAUCGGAUUUCUCGCCAAUUUGCAUGGGAACUCCUCAGAGACAAUUAGAUUCUAGUCAUAUUGGUGGCUUGGAUGCGACCGGAAGUCCGAUGGUGUCGUCUAAGCGAGCCGACGGCGAGGCUUAUGUCUGACAGCAUAUGAUGACGCG